AUGAUAGUGAACUUAAUUCUGAUCAUUUCUCUCCUUAUCUGCCCAAUCAAUGGCAUUAUCAUAAGCCAAGUUCAUCGAUCUUCACUCUAUCAAGCCAAUUCUUCUUGUCCUUUUCUGUCAAAUGUCACUUUAGCAGGUGAUGCAUCGAUUCAAUCUUGUAUUUGGGAAUGUGCUCAUCAAGAUCAAUGUCGAACAGCUGUUUAUUUUCAUGACAAUCGAACUUGUUUGAUGUUUAGUGACGAUUGUCAAUCUGGUAAUAUAACAUCAUCCGGAGAUGUUCGAGCGAGUGUGAUCUGUUAUCGAAGAAAUCAAGGUCAGUUGAUUGUUGUGAUGACAUUGUUAUCAUUGAUCUUCUGUUUAGGACCGAAUAAUCAAUGUUCACCUCCAGCACCGCAAAAUGUCUCUUGUGAAUAUUCAUGUUUAAAUACAACAAUAUCAAGAAUAUCAACAGUUGCAUUUUACACAUUUGAUAAUAACACAUUCGAUACUGUCGGGAAUUAUUCACUGAACGGAAAUUUUACGCCAAGUUACAUACCUGGAUGGAUUGGUUCAGCUAUUAAUUUCACAUAUAAUAAUUCAAAGUAUCUUUCAACUGAAACACACAUUCCCUUGGAUAAUCGUUCAUUUACGAUUGAUUUGUGGUUUUAUGUCACUGAUCUUACAAGUUUUAAAGAUCUUCAGUUUGGAGGUGAAUACCAAUCAUCAACAACAGAUGAAUGUUUAUUUCUCAAUGUUCGUUUCAAACUUCUUCGCAUAGGAUUUUAUGAUCAUGACACAUAUGCCACUACAAAUUUAUCAAUAAAUCGAUGGUAUCAUGUAACAUUUGUGUACGAUUCAACAGUGAAACAACAACUGAUUUACUUGAAUGGUGUCUUAGACGGGAAUGGAACUGUGGGUAAUAAUUUUCUUGGAACAACAGGAUCAUUUACAAUUGGAGGUGGUCAGAUUGGUGGAGAUGCAUCACAGUUUGUUUAUUAUUCUGGUUCUAUUGAUCAUUUUGGAAUCAGUUAUCGAGUUAAAAGUCCCUGUGAAAUCUACUUAAAUGCAAUACUUUUCUGUUAUUUCCAGUUCGAAUCCUUCUCACCUUUGAUUGAUUCAGGACCAAAUCUAAUCAAUGCCAUCAAUUCAAAUGGAAUCCAAACAACUGGACGAGUAAAUCAAGGAAUACAAUUCUCAUCUUCAUUGUCAUAUGUGACAAUUGAAGGAGUUAAUUUUUUCAAUAUGUUGAAUUCUCCAUUCACAAUCUCCAUGUGGAUUAAACCAUUGAGUUUUACUGGUGCUGGUGUUGGUGCUGGUGCUGGUGCUGCUGGUGCUGCUGGUGUUGGUGUUGGUGUUGGUGUUGGUGUUGGUGUUGGUGCUGGUGCUGGUGCUGCUGGUGUUGGUGUUGGUGCUGGUGCUGGUGCUGGUGCUGCUGGUGUUGGUGCUGGUGGAACAUUUCUUCACACAUCAACUCAAUCUGAUGGUUUGGGUGUUUGUUUUUCCUUGUGGGGAUUUUCUUUGAAUGGUUCAUUGAUUGUGAACUUCAUUGAUUCAUCAAAUCAGCUCACAUCAAUGAUGAUUUCAAAUUCAUUUCCGUUGAAUCAAUGGACUCAUCUUCUUCAAAGAUAUGAUCCAUCAAGUGGAACCGACUUCCAUAUAAAUGGAACUCUGAUCAUGUCAAAUGCAUCACUAUCAACACGUUCGCCCGUUGGAUCUUAUGUUUUUCUUGGUUCCUCACCGACGAAUGCAACUUCUUGUCAAAGAGGAUCGAUCGGAAUGGGACAAUUUGUCGGUGCUAUUGAUGAAUUCUACAUUUUCAGUCAAGCAAUAACACCGAAUGAUAUUUGUCUUUUAUCAAAUCCUUAA
This is a messenger RNA of Adineta ricciae, 1845 nucleotides long. The record is from the annotation of a GenBank genome assembly. Lineage: Eukaryota; Metazoa; Rotifera; Eurotatoria; Adinetida; Adinetidae.